Molecule: messenger RNA, 2872 nt
Organism: Culex quinquefasciatus (southern house mosquito)
Lineage: Eukaryota; Metazoa; Arthropoda; Insecta; Diptera; Culicidae
Exons: 4
Coding region: 107-2872 (921 amino acids)
Cellular component (GO): nucleus
Molecular function (GO): DNA binding
Source: RefSeq, a predicted model, not a curated record
CUUAUUCAAUCGUCAACUGUCAGUUGAGGUGUCGCGGUGUCGUAAGAAACGUUUGUCAAGUUUUGUUAAUAAUUCUUUGCUUAAUUUUUCUGUAAAUAAUAUCGAAAUGUUGCCAGCUCCACUAGACCUCACUACGGGACGUAAAGCGCCACCGGUGGUUCGAACUUUCCCGAAACUGGCUCCUCUUGACUUAUCACAGCAAACCGAUUCACGAGCCGUGAGCAGUCCACGUAUUGUGAUGUACGACCCGUACGGAUGUUUCGCUUCCACAAGCCUUGGCGGCGCUCCCGACAUGGCCAGCGCCGAGGCCAGCGCUGUAAACAAUCAAGCCACAGAGGAAGGAUGUAUCGCUUCCGCGCGUCGUGGCGGAGUUCCUGAUACGGACAGCUGUGUAAACAAACAUGUUGCAGAGGAAGGCGGGUUAGAUGGUCUGCCCGAGGAACUUCACACGAGCUUCUCGGAGGAAGAAUGGAUCGGACAAGCAGGCCGGCAAGCCCGCGACCCCGCGUCUGACCAAGAACGAUUUACGAUGGAAGAUGACUUCAACGAAAGUCCGCAAGACGGGGACUUGGCGUCGGAUGAAUGCGAAUCCUUGGACUUCAGUGACGUUAGUUGGGACUCAUUCAUGAUCGAUUCUGCAGAAAUCGAAGAAGCUCAGCGUGUAGGGUCCAGCGAGGCCAGUCCACGAAGACCGUUCGCAACGCUGCCUGUUGUGACAAAUCGCAGCUCUGAUUUCAUCCCGAAUCGCUCCAAAGCCCACACUUCCCCGCCCAGCUCUGGAAAGGCGCAUGUCAACGGUAUAACAAAAAACAAGCGUGUCAAGUAUACCCCGGAAAUACUUGCGUGUGCCAUUGAGCAAGUUCGUAACGGUUCAAUGACCCAGUAUAAAGCAUCGAAAGAGUUCUCGAUCCCAAAGAACACUUUACGUUACCGUUUGGGUGAAAACUACAAGAAUAAAGGACGAAGGGGCCCUGAAACCGUCCUGACCUGUGACGAGGAAUCCCAAAUUGUUUGCUGGAUUAAGGAGAUGCAGAGGAAGGCGUUCCCUGUUACGACCGAAGCGUUACGUCGGAAAAUAUCCGUUUUUUUGAAGGAAAAUCCACGUCGUAACCCUUUUCGAGAUAACACACCAGGUCGACGCUGGCUCGAAGGAUUCCUUCAGCGUCACAAGGACGUGAGCAUACGUACACCAGAAGCAAUAAGUAAAGCUAGUGCUAAUGUGUCGGAAUCAGACUUGCGAAAAUGGCACGCGCAGGUGGGAGAGUACGCUCGCGAUUACGGCCUCGAAGAUAUUCUCGAAGAUCCUUCUCGUAUGUUGAGCGGAGAUGAAACCGGCAUGCCAAUGAACAUUACGGCUCAAAAGGUUCUUGCCGAGAAGGGGAGUAAGAACGUGUCCAUAGUUGAACCGAGUAACGCGAAGCAAACAACAACUGUUUUGUUCACGUUUUCGGCCGAUGGACAUUCGUACCCGCCGCUCGUCGUUCUUCCACAGCAACGGAUUGGAAAGGAGAUAGCUCAGCAUUAUCCUGGCGAUUGGGGACUCGGCGGAACGGAAACGGGGAGGAUGGAUACUGCUAACUUCGUUGGCCACAUCAAGAAAGUCCUACACCCGGCUUUGGUGAAGCGGAAUGUGCAAUUUCCAGUCAUUUACUUCGUGGACGGCCACAAGAGUCAUAUGUCGCUAGAGGUCGCUGAAGCGUGUCUGAAGCUGCAGAUCGUCCUGAUCUCACUGUACCCGAACUCUACUCGUAUCAUCCAACCUGCGGACGUUGGUGUUUUCGGACCGUUGAAGCAUUACUGGAAGAAGGAGGUUAAAAAGUUCAAGGAUGAAAACGGUGAAAGUGCCAAAAUUACACCUGUAACGUUCCCGGAAAUCCUGCAAAGGGCGAUGAAGCACGCUUUCAAAAUUAAAACCGUCAGCGAGUCCUUCAAGCCGUGCGGACUUUUCCCAUUCAACGCAGAUGCUGUGGAUUACAGUAAAUGCUUUGGCAAAUCUCGUAAAGAAUUGAACGUAUUAGAGCAGCAUGAAGCACACUCCAACCGCGCAUCGCAAAAUCUUGGUGACCAUUCGGGCUACUCAUCAACAGAUGUCGCUGCGUUGCCGUCAAGUUCUUCCCGACCGUCAAGUUCUUCCCGCCCGUCAGGUUCUUCCCGACCGUCAAGUUCUUCCCGCCCGUCAAGUUCUUCCCGACCGUCAAGUUCUUUCUAUGGCGAAUUUGGAUCACAUUACACAUCUUGGAAUGAUUCGUUUGUUGAAACAACGCUUACGCCGGAACCAGUAAGCCGAACCGUUGUUCCGGCUCAGUCAGAUUUGCCGGCUGCAGGAACCACAUCGCUCGAGUGUGACAUUUCGAAGUACCUCACAACGCCAAAAACCCCCGAACGAGCCCGCAAGCACAUCAACUACAAAAUAAAAGCAAAUCCAGUUUUGACUGCUGCAGAACGUCUGGAAGAUAUCCGAAGGAUCGAAGAGGAGAAAAAAAAUCUCCUUCAGAGGAGGAUUGAAAUCGCUGAAAAAAAAGUGCAACAGAAGGCAGAGAAUGAAGUUGAAAAGAAGAAAAAGGCCGAAGAACGUAAGAGAAAAGCGGAAGAAAACAAAGCAGCAAAGGAGGAGAAGCAGAGAAGGAUUGAAGAGCGGAAGAAACAAAGAGAAGAGAAAAGGGAAGAGGUAGAAAAGGAAAAGAAGAAGAGGCUUGAAGAGCGCGAGAAAAAAGCAGCAGAACGGAAGCAGAAACAGGAAGCAAUUGAAGCGAAAAAGAGAGAGAAGAAAGCUAAAAAGAAAGAAUUGGUACAGUUAGAGCGAAUGACAUCAAGUGACGAAGAUUCGGAGUCAUCCGAAGAAGGCGGGGUUGAGAUUGAAGAUGAUGCCUAA